Messenger RNA from Penicillium verrucosum, 885 nucleotides. RefSeq names its product phosphoribosylaminoimidazolesuccinocarboxamide synthase. The transcript has 3 exons. NCBI's taxonomy places the organism in Eukaryota, Fungi, Ascomycota, Eurotiomycetes, Eurotiales, Aspergillaceae. The coding region runs from base 22 to 885 and encodes 287 amino acids. Gene Ontology annotation, cellular component: cytoplasm. Gene Ontology annotation, biological process: 'de novo' IMP biosynthetic process. The record is from RefSeq and is a predicted model, not a curated record. Gene Ontology annotation, molecular function: phosphoribosylaminoimidazolesuccinocarboxamide synthase activity.
CAGCAACUCACCAAUUGAACAAUGGCCCAAGCUCUGACUACCACAGAUUUGCAGGGUGCCUUGCCCCUUAUUGCCAGAGGCAAGGUCCGCGACCUCUAUGAAAUUGACGAUAAGACCCUGCUCUUCGUUGCGAGCGAUCGCAUCUCCGCCUACGAUGUGAUCAUGGAGAAUGGUAUCCCCAACAAGGGUGUUCUCCUCACUCUCUGCACGCAAACGUGGUUCAAAGCCCUGACAGAGGCAAACCCCUCCCUCCGCACCCACUUCAUCACCCUCGACCUCCCACCCCAGAUCCCGGAAUCCCUCCGCCCAACCCUGCAGAACCGUAGUAUGCAAGUCCGCAAGCUGCGCAUUCUCCCCAUUGAGGCAAUUGUCCGUGGAUACAUCACCGGCUCCGCAUGGAAUGAAUACAAGAAGUCCGGCACCGUGCAUGGAAUCAAGGUCCCCGCCGGUCUGCAGGAGAGCCAGGCCUUCCCCGACGGCCCUAUCUACACCCCCCAGUACGAAGCUGUCGCCAUUCUGGGCGAAUCCUACGCCUCGACCGUUGCCAAGAUGGCCGUUGAGCUCUACAAGACAGCACACGAGUACGCUCUCGAGCGUGGUGUGAUCAUCGCCGAUACCAAGUUUGAGUUUGGAGUCGAUGAGGAGACUGGUGAGGUCGUCCUGGCUGAUGAAGUCCUGACGCCUGACUCCUCCCGCUUCUGGCCUAAGGAAUCCUACGCUGUCGGACGUGGCCAGGCUAGCUUCGACAAGCAGUUCCUGCGUGACUGGUUGGUCAGUGAGGGUCUCAAGGGUAAGGAGGGUGUGCGCAUGCCUGAUGAUAUUGCCCUUAAGACAGCGGAGAAGUACCAAGAGGCUUGGGAGAAGAUCACUGGUGGUAAGAUCUAG